AUGAGCGAGAGGCGGAGGUCGGCGGUGGCCCUCAGCUCCCGGGCGCACGCAUUCUCUGUCGAAGCCUUGAUUGGGACGAAUAAAAAGAGGAAACUGCGGGACUGGGAGGACAAGGGGCUGGAUUUGUCCAUGGAAAGCCUCAGCCCCAAUGGCCAGCUGGGCGACGGCGAGGACCCGACGCAAUGCCUGGACCUCAACCCCGACUCAGAACAGAGCACUGGGUCAGACACAGAGGUGUUGGCAGAAAGAACAUCCUGCUCUUUUGGCUCCCAUUCUGACCUUACAUCUGGUGGAUCGGGUCCUCAGCCUCCUCCACCUUCAUCCAUGGAAGAGAUCCAAGUUGAACUGCAGUGUGCUGACCUCUGGAAAAGAUUUCAUGACAUUGGGACAGAGAUGAUCAUCACAAAAGCAGGCAGGAGAAUGUUUCCGGCCAUGAGGGUGAAAAUCACAGGUUUGGAUCCUCACCAGCAGUAUUAUAUUGCUAUGGACAUUGUACCAGUGGAUAACAAGAGAUACAGGUAUGUGUACCACAGCUCCAAAUGGAUGGUGGCUGGCAAUGCCGACUCUCCAGUGCCCCCCAGGGUUUACAUCCACCCGGACUCAUUGGCUUCUGGAGACACCUGGAUGAGGCAGGUGGUCAGUUUUGACAAGCUCAAGCUGACCAACAAUGAACUUGAUGAUCAAGGACAUAUAAUUUUACAUUCAAUGCAUAAGUACCAGCCUCGUGUUCACGUCAUCCGCAAGGAUUUCAGCAGUGAUCUUUCUCCGACGAAGCCAGUUCCCUCAGGAGAUGGGGUAAAAACCUUCAACUUCCCUGAGACUGUCUUCACCACAGUGACAGCCUACCAGAAUCAACAGAUCACCAGAUUAAAAAUUGACAGAAAUCCUUUUGCUAAAGGCUUCAGAGAUUCUGGGAGAAACAGGACAGGGCUGGAGGCCAUCAUGGAGACCUAUGCCUUCUGGAGGCCCCCUGUGCGCACCCUCACCUUUGAGGAUUUCACCACCAUGCAGAAGCAGCAAGGAGGCAGCACUGGCACCUCCCCAACAACCUCCAGCACAGGGACUCCAUCACCCUCUGCUUCCUCUCACCUUCUCUCUCCAUCCUGCUCCCCUCCAGCCUUCCAUCUGGCCCCCAACACUUUCAAUGUUGGUUGCCGGGAGAGUCAGCUUUGCAACCUCAACCUGUCUGACUACCCUCCAUGUGCCAGAAGCAACAUGGCUGCCCUGCAGAGCUACCCAGGGCUGGGCGACAGUGGCUACAACCGGCUGCAGAGUGGCACUGCUUCCGCCUCACAGCCCUCCGAAAGCUUCAUGCCUCAGAGGACUCCAUCUUUGAUCUCAGGAAUGCCAACUCCUUCUUCUCUGCCCAGCAACAGCAAGAUGGAGGCCUACAGCAGCCAGCUGGGGUCCUUCCCCAGCUCCCAGUUUCAGUAUGUCAUGCAAGCAGGCAAUCCUGCAUCCAGUUCUUCUUCUUCACACAUGUUUGGUGGCAGCCACAUGCAGCAGAGCUCCUACAAUGCCUUCUCCCUGCACAAUCCCUACAAUCUCUAUGGAUACAAUUUCCCUGCUUCCCCAAGGCUGGCAGCAAGCCCGGAGAAACUCACCACUUCCCAAAGCACUUUACUCUGCUCUUCCCCGUCCAGUGGGGCCUUUGGAGAGAGGCAAUACCUUUCCACAGGGAUGGAUCAUGGGAUGCACAUGAUCAGCCCUCCCUCCAGCAACCAGCAGACAGCCAAUGCCUGCGACAACAGACAGUAUGGUGCUGUUCAGGGCUCUUCCUCACAGAUGUCUGUGCACAUGGUCUAACCAGCAGUGCCUCUCCUUGGCAUGGAAGGCAAUAGGACCUGCAUUGUUUCCAUGGAUAAAACCAUCCUAGUACCUUUCUGCCUUCAAACUUAUAGAGAAACUAGCAUUGUAAUGAUAAAUUAGAACACAAACCAUCUAGGUAUGCACCACCAAAUCUCGUGGAAAACCUUCAUUGACAGCCAUUGUUGAAAUCCAGGGCCUCUGGACUUGGUGUGGAGUGUCUGCUCCUUCUGGACAUUGCAAAGAGAAGGGCAGGACUUUAAUGAGAAGCUGGAGUGAAGAAACCAAAUAUACAGUUUAUGCAUUAACUCUCAGCUAGUGUGAGCUCUCGGUGUUGAGAGAGCCAUUUCCUUGUGCCGUCUUCUCUGAGUGUUGAAGAAAGGCAGUCUCCCAAGACUUUGUCCUGAAGCUGUACUGCCCAUGAUGGGCCAAAGCUUUAAAGGCCUUCCCCUUCCUGAACUGUCCCUGGCUGCUGAAGCAGCUCAGCCUGUUUCUGAAGCCAUCAGUGACCUAUGGCUCCUUCUACUGUAGCACAGGAAUGACACUGCUGAGUUGGAGCUUCUCUUCCUAAAGAGGUUUCUGUACUUUCAUUGCAGCUCUGCUCGACCAGUGUUUUCUUUUUGA
This is a messenger RNA of Phasianus colchicus (ring-necked pheasant), 2430 nucleotides long. It is a transcript of the gene TBX15, whose product is annotated as T-box transcription factor 15. NCBI's taxonomy places the organism in Eukaryota, Metazoa, Chordata, Aves, Galliformes, Phasianidae. Gene Ontology annotation, molecular function: RNA polymerase II cis-regulatory region sequence-specific DNA binding; DNA-binding transcription factor activity, RNA polymerase II-specific. Gene Ontology annotation, biological process: positive regulation of DNA-templated transcription; regulation of transcription by RNA polymerase II; cell fate specification. The record is from RefSeq and is a predicted model, not a curated record. Gene Ontology annotation, cellular component: nucleus; chromatin.